AUGCCAAAAUCCAACCAGUCCUCUUCCAAAGCCCCGACGCAAGGCAGCGCUUCUUCGGCCGGCACAGGCGGGCAAACGAAGUACUCAUUCAUCAAAAACAAUUGGGGCUCGCGUCCUAACUUCCAGGCCAGCUUCGGGCUGAAGAUGACCCCGGAAGACAUCGAGGAAGGCAAUGCCAUCCUUGAUGCUUUCAUGGAGCAAGACCGGCGCGACGCUGCUGCCCAAAGGAAAUAA
This is a messenger RNA of Sodiomyces alkalinus F11, 234 nucleotides long. RefSeq lists its product as hypothetical. The transcript is spliced from 2 exons. Bases 1 to 234 code for a protein of 77 amino acids. The record is from RefSeq and is a predicted model, not a curated record. NCBI's taxonomy places the organism in Eukaryota, Fungi, Ascomycota, Sordariomycetes, Glomerellales, Plectosphaerellaceae.